Scomber scombrus (Atlantic mackerel) is the source of this 495-nucleotide messenger RNA. RefSeq names its product NADH:ubiquinone oxidoreductase subunit V3 (gene ndufv3). The record is from RefSeq and is a predicted model, not a curated record. Gene Ontology annotation, biological process: mitochondrial ATP synthesis coupled electron transport. The transcript has 3 exons. NCBI's taxonomy places the organism in Eukaryota, Metazoa, Chordata, Actinopteri, Scombriformes, Scombridae. The coding region runs from base 19 to 333 and encodes 104 amino acids. Gene Ontology annotation, cellular component: mitochondrion.
CACAGGGAACACGACGAGAUGGCGACCUCUCUGCUGCGGUUAGGACGUCUGAGCUCUCUCAAGUGUCUGCGGUUGGAGAGCGUCCUCAGGACUCGCUCGGCCGCUGCGUUCUGCACUCAGACCGAAGAACCAACGAAGAAGACUGCGGGUGCGAGCAAGAAGGCUGCAGCAGCGGCGGCACCUCCAGAGCCCGAGGAGCCUUUUGACAACAGCACUUAUAAAAAUAACGAGCACCACGGCUACAACCCGUAUACGUUUGCAGACCUGGAUCUAGAGAUGGCCAAGCACCGCCUCCCUCAGCCGUCCUCUGGCAGACCCUCGCCCCAACACUAGCGGAGCUGCAAAUCCUUUAUUCUAAACGUGCUGUUUGUGUUGUGUCCCUCUUACUGUAUGAUCAACCCUCCCUCCUGCUUCCCCCCACCUGUCAGAUCUGCAUGACAUCCAGAUGUUUCAAAAAAGAAGUUAUAUUAUUAAAGAACACAAAUGAGAAUUGAA